This is a messenger RNA of Camelina sativa (false flax), 1449 nucleotides long. Its product is annotated as protein SPEAR2-like. NCBI's taxonomy places the organism in Eukaryota, Viridiplantae, Streptophyta, Magnoliopsida, Brassicales, Brassicaceae. Gene Ontology annotation, molecular function: DNA-binding transcription factor activity. The record is from RefSeq and is a predicted model, not a curated record.
UUUUUCCAGAGAGAAAAUCACGGAAACCGAUGUAGAUUCUCUAUCUCCUCUCCUCCAGGUAGUUCAUUUCAUACAUACAUACAUACAUAUAAUCCUAAAGAAAGAUCUAAAGAAACCUAAAAACAUGGAGAUUUUUUUGAAUUUUCUUUAACUCUUCCCAUGACUUUUCUCACUGCGCACGAAGAGCCUAUUUCUUCUCUCCAGAUCUUACUUUUUCUAUCUAUCAAACCAUCUCUCCCAUUUCAUUUCUGAAAAAGAAAAAAAAAAAUGUGUAGUAACAACAACACAAGUGGUGGAAGCUAUCGAGAGUUACAGUUACGUGAAGAUGAUGAUGAGUACUCUGGUUCUUGUCGGAAGAAACAGAAGAAAAGUGAAAAAGUACGGCGAAGAGGACCUGGUGUAGCCGAACUAGAGAAGAUCCGUCUUCAAGAAGAGCACAAAUCUCCACUUUCUUUAUUACAAAACAUGGAUCAUCAUCAUCACACUCUCUUUGCUCCGUCGUCCCAUGAUUUAGUGAUGAUUCCUCCUAACUUUGCUUUGCCGGAGAAACUGCCGUCUUUACCGGGGUUUCCUUUACCGUACGGAUCUUUGGUUCCUCCGGCGCCGGUUUUUCAGAGGAAGCAGCAACAGUCUCUAACGAUGAAUCUCCCGAAUCCACCUCUAGGACAAGGGAGAUUUUAUCAAUUCAUAGAGCCCCCUUCAAACCAAACCAAUUCUGUCUCUCAGUUUCUUGAGGAAGAAAAUAAAAAGAUGGUCAAUGCGAAGAAGAGGCCAUGGCAUUUUCUUUCUGACACCACGGAACCUAGCGUUGGACCAACCACAACAACAAUUUUAAGGGACGCGAUACAAAACCGGUCGCUUGGUAUAAGUCCGGUUCAAGAUUUCGGUACAACAAUUAGCAAUCCCAUCGCCAUUGAUUCACCUAAUUCUUCCAUUCCAAGCUUUCCACGUCAUUACCCGAGGUUUAUCCCACUUGGCUUACAGUACGAACAACAACAACAACUGAAAGACUUUGAUGAGAAGGAUAUGCAAUGGAGAAGUAAUAAGCCGUUCUAUAGCUUCAUACCCUCUGAAGAUCGGAGCAAUGCUGACCGAGAACGACAAUCCUGGGACCAGUAUGAAUCAGCCGCUGAUCAUGGAAUCGAUCUCAGCCUUAAGUUAUAGUGACUUUAGAAACAACUUUAGUCUUUUGUAUCUUUGGAUAUAUAUCAAUUAACUUCCCCACAACUCUAUUAGUUUGUGAUUCAUGGACGAACCAAGACUUGUUGACAAGAAGGUUUGUUUGUAACACUGAAAAGUCUUAGUAAAAUCUUUCACUUGAGUUCCUAAUAAAAACUGCUAUUGUCGUUAACAAUGAUACUAUGGACAAACAGAACAAACCCAAUUGUUUCUUGAAAUCUUGGUUAAGCUGUCUAUGCAAGUGGAUAUGAAGCUCAGACAUCACCAUGA